Molecule: messenger RNA, 1326 nt
Organism: Microplitis demolitor
Lineage: Eukaryota; Metazoa; Arthropoda; Insecta; Hymenoptera; Braconidae
Product: speckle-type POZ protein
Exons: 2
Coding region: 127-1197 (356 amino acids)
Biological process (GO): proteasome-mediated ubiquitin-dependent protein catabolic process; regulation of proteolysis
Cellular component (GO): cytoplasm
Molecular function (GO): ubiquitin protein ligase binding
Source: RefSeq, a predicted model, not a curated record
UCCUCAUUACUCAUUUACUGUUUGAUAUGAAAUAAUUAUGAACCAGCGUUAUCACUAAUUACGAACGUAAAUUUAAAUUAAAUACUGAAACAAAAAAUUAUAACUUUGCGUUUUAUUGUUGAAGAAAUGGAAGUUGAGGCUUAUACACAAUGUCCCAGUCAUAAGAUUUCAUUUCAAUGGAAACUAGACGGAUUGAUUGGAUUAAUGGAAGCUGCUAGUUUCGAUAAAUGUGACGAAAAACUUAUAUCGCCACAAUUUUCAACAAAGUCAAAGUUGAAGGAUAAAUGGCAUCUAGAGCUACGUUUACAAAACCAAUUUCUAGCAACUAACGUAGGAUGGGCCGAAAUAAAAUUACAAUUAGAUGAUGCAACGGCGAGAAAAGUAAGAGCAGAAGCUACGUUUUUUAUGUUAAAUAGUAAAAAAGAAAAAGUGUUUGUUGUACUAAAGUUUUGCAGAAACUAUGAGCUUGCUAGAAGUUGGUUCUUUGUUCGUUUUUUUGAAAUAAAAAAAUUGUUAGAAAAUAAAGAUGAAUACUUGUCUAACAACAUAGUGACGAUAGGCGUUGAUCUUGUGGUAUAUGAUGAUGAUCAAGUAUCAAGUUUAAUUGAAAAUAAAUUUAAAUUUUCAAAACAUCGAAUUGUUGAUGAUCUUGAAGAACUUUUUGCAAGUAAACUAAAGAGUGAUGUAGUCUUGAUAGUGAAUGAUAAAAGAAUUAAAGCUCAUAAAAGUAUUUUGAUAGCACGUUCUCCUGUACUUGCUGCGAUGUUUAUGCAUAAUACAGUUGAAAAUAAAAACAGUGAAAUAAAUAUUGUCGAUUUAAAAGCUGAAAUAAUUGAAAAAAUGAUCAAGUUCAUUUACACAGACAAAGUUGAAAAUAUUGAUGAUGAUGCUGAAUAUUUAUUGGAAGCGGCUGACAAAUAUCAGGUGCAAAUGUUAAAAGAAUUGUGUGAAAAGUCACUUAGUAAGUCAGUGUCUCCUGAAAAUGCUGUAAGAAUUAUGAUUUUAGCACAUCGCCAUAAUGCUGAGCAGUUGCUGGAAUUUGUUAACGAUUUUAUAGUUGCUAAUGCCAAAGAUGUCAUUGAAGCGAGCGAUUACAAGUCAUUGGAUAAAUCAAAUUUUCUUUUAUUAUUAACGUUAUUCAAAAAACUCGUUGCAAUGAAUCAUGAUUCAAUAAAAUUAUUUGAUAUUAAAUCUUAAAUUAUUGAUAAGACAACUGGUAAAACAUGAUAGCAAUUAAAUGAAUAUAUCAGAAAAAUUUGAAUCCGAAAUUCUGCUUGUCCUUAAAUAAAUUUUCUCUUGAUUUUUUUUAAUAUAGUUAAAUACUUU